AGGAUAAAAUGGCAGAGAUUGAUGGAGGGCCAAGGAGUUCUUUGGAAUACAUGGAAAGUAUACUUGGAUGCUCCGAAAUACCCGUGCUGGUUAAAAUGUAUAGACCAUUACUUGUUAGAUGUCUGAUUGUCACCGAUAUAGUUCCUUACCUGGGUGGCGUCAUUUCAACACGAGAAAAAGAGACAGUUAUGAGGCAAUAUGAGAGAAGAGGCUCAACAGUGGCAAUGGAAGAGCUACUGUUUUUCAUUGAGGGGAGCAGUCAUAAUGAAAAGUGGACAAAACUUGUAGAUAUUAUAGAGAAAAAAGGAUACAAAUACGUAGCCAAAGCUUUAAGGGGUCAGAGAGUGAAGAGCGAUGCUUACAAAAAAUUUACAAAGAUUCUUCAACAACACAAAAUGGACCUUGUGCAGAACAUUGACCCAAGCCAAAUAUGGGUAAAACUGGAAUCUCUAUUUAUUAUAGAGGUGACAGAUAGAGAAGAAAUUGAGGCUGAGAUGAGAAACAAAGGUCCAAUGUCUGCAAUGUUAGUUCUUCUAGAUAGAAUAUGGAGAAGGGAUGAUAACUGGUAUCAUGUAUUUUUAGAAGCACUAUGCGAAAAGGGGUAUAAAUACAUCGUGGAAGAGAUUGAUGAUGAAUUUGCAGAAGAAUGGAAGGAUAGAAUAAGGAAUGGAAAUUGUAUUGAACAUGGCAUACCACAUCCCUCUGAAUCAAGAUUAAGCAAGCCAGUUCAAUGUGAAUCCGACAUUCACGCACCAUAUCCAGGUCCGACAAUUCCAGGUACAGCAAAUGCAGAUCCGAUGUAUCCAGGCCCAUCAUUUUUAGAUCCAUCAAUAGGACAAAGCCAAACCUCCUGCAAAUAUAUAGCAAUAAACGACCAUGGGGAAGAAAAUGAUGAAACAGGCCAGAAAAAGAUUUCUGAAGUUUCUGACCUUGAAGUACAAUUUGAAUCUAGUUUUAACUUUGAUGAAAUUUUAUCCUCUGGAAUAAGUGAGGAAUCACUGAGCAAAGAGAAAGACACAACAAACGCUAAUAAAAGUAAUCCGAGGGAUAAUUAUGACCAUGAAGAAACAAGAACCAAUGUGAAAGUUCUCUAUACCAGAAAUGGUAACCAGGAGAUUGACAACGAAAGCGUUACAGAGAAGAAAGUCACAGAGCAUGAUACUUCACAGCCCUUGGCCGAAAAUAAUGUCUCAAUAAAGAUAUUAAAAUUGAGGCAGUAUCAACUGGAACAAGCUGAACAAUCAUUGAUGGGAGAAAAUUGUUUAAUUGUUUCGCCAACAGGAAGUGGCAAAACAUACGUGGCUAUCAGAAUAAUACAGAGUCACCUCGACGAAACAGGAAAAGUCAAGAAAGUUGUAUUCAUCGUGGACAAAAACAAUUUAGCGAAUCAGCAGUCAGAGAAAAUAAAGGAUUAUGUACGAUGUAGACUUAAAGUGAUAUCUGGCGACACCCAGAGGGAGGAAGAUUUUCAAGAGAUGAAACCACUUCUUCCUCAAUAUGAUGUUUUUGUGGUCACUGCACAGAUGCUGGUCAAUGCUCUGACCAAUCAAGGUGUCAGCAUCAGAGAUUUUUCUUUGCUUAUAUUUGACGAAUGUCAUCACUGUCAUGGUAGUCAUCCGUUUAAACAGAUAAUGAAUCAGUACAUGGAUGUCAAACUGGAACAGACAGAUGAAGAAAGCCAACUUCCCCAAGUUGUUGGUUUUACUGCAUCUGUUGGAGUAGGAAAAGCUAAGACUAUUGAGAAAGCCACCGAGUAUUUAAAGCAAGUCAUGUCAAACAUGGACGCUCAUUACCUUGUGACGGUCCAAAAGAACAGACGCGAUUUGGCCAAACAUGUUAACUCUCCAGAACAAUUCAUCAAAGAAGUACCUGUCAGACCGAAGGAUGAGUUUGGAGUACGUGUAAAAUCUCUCAUGGUUACAACAGAGAAAUAUUUGGAAGACACUGGCGUUGGGAUAGUGGACAGAAAUGCUAUACAGCCUCCAUCAUUGAAAGGAAACGAACAAUACACACAAUGGCUAGAGGACGUGCUUUUGAAAGCAUUGGCAAAACUCUCUAAAUCAGAAGCAACUCGAUCACUGUUUACAAUAAGGAAAUAUUUAGAGAUUUACAACAAUGCCCUUGUCCAUCAUUCAUAUGCAAGAGCCAGUGAUGCAUUGAAUUGCAUCAAAACCGACAUUGAUAAUCUUCCAAAAUUAUCCAGAAACGAAAAUAAAAUCGAGAGAAAAAUAAAAUCAUUAUUUGAAGGGGAAUACACAAUAUUGACAGAAUGCGCUUUGGACCACGAAAGAACCGCAGAAAAUCCUCUCAUGCUGAAACUCAAAGAAAUCAUCAUAACAACACAUGAAGAGGAACCAAACAUGAGGGGAAUAGUGUUCGUAAGAACUCGUAUUCUUGCAGACAUCCUUGCUUCAUGGAUGGACAGCUCGAAGGAGUUACAACACAUAAAAGCUCGAAAGUACACUGGUUCACAGGCUCAAACUGUAGAAGGAGGCAUGACUAAACACGAACAAGUAAAUGCCAUUGAACUGUUUAAAAAUGGAGAAUUUAAAAUUAUAGUUGCGACAACUAUUGCUGAGGAGGGACUCGACAUCAAAGAGUGUAAUCUUGUUGUAAGAUACGAUUAUGCCGGAAAUCCAAUUUCCCUGGUGCAAGCACGAGGUCGAGGUCGUGCAGAAAACAGCCGUUUCUAUGUGCUAGCCUCUGCAGAGAAGUGUGUUGCUGAAAGAGAGUGGGUGAAUACUUUAAAAGAGCCGAUGAUGAAAGAAGCAAUGAAAAAAGUACAGCAAGAGAUUGAUUCCAACCACGAUGUGUUCCUUGAAAAGCAACAAGAGUUUCAGAAACUCGCUAAAAGGGAACGCGAUGCAGCAAAACAUAACAAGGGAAGGAGAGUCGUGGGAAUUGGGCAAUAUAACUUAAGGUGCUUGAAAUGCAAUGCUUUCUUGUGCAUGUCGAGCGAAUUAAGGAAGAUACUUAAUGCGCAUCAUACCUGUAUCAGUGAAGAUAUAAAAAAUAACAUAAUCGGGAAAAAAUAUUCCAAAGCAGCCUUUCAAGGAGAGGAUAUUGAGAUGGGAGUCGGUCAGAUCUCUUGCAAAGAAUGCCUUGUGAAAUUAGGAACCAUUGCUCUCUUCAAAGAUGUAUUUUUCCCUAUUUUAAGUAUCACUGCAUUAAAAAUCGAAGACGAUUUGGAGCGAGGAGAUACUUUGAAAAAAUGGAAAUUUGUGGAGAGGUAUUUCAAGGUGCCAGAGUUAACAGAGGCUGAUCUUGAAAAUGUUGCAAAGUUUGAAAGACUUAUUGAAUUUUAGAAAUAUUCUAAAAGAGAUUUUGCAACAAAGAAGA
Saccostrea echinata is the source of this 3339-nucleotide messenger RNA. Its product is annotated as antiviral innate immune response receptor RIG-I-like. The transcript has 16 exons. Gene Ontology annotation, cellular component: cytoplasm. The coding region runs from base 9 to 3305 and encodes 1098 amino acids. Gene Ontology annotation, molecular function: ATP binding; ATP hydrolysis activity; DNA binding. Lineage: Eukaryota; Metazoa; Mollusca; Bivalvia; Ostreida; Ostreidae. Gene Ontology annotation, biological process: regulation of apoptotic process. The record is from RefSeq and is a predicted model, not a curated record.